CCACAAACUCAAGUUUCGGGCGCUCAUCCAGCCAAGAUGCCACCACCACAUUUAAUGACCCUCGCAGACCUGUCCAUCGGGCAGAUUAGAUUUUUGUUGUCUCAUUCAAAGAAGUUGAAGACAGCUGCUGUACAACAGCUCAGGCCUCGAAGGGUUCCUUUUCCUCCACCAGUCCCACUAGCCUCACGAAGCCUCGAUUCGAAAACCGUUGCUUUGUUGUUCGCAAAGAGAAGCACAAGAACUCGAGUUUCAGCAGAAACUGCCACCAGUCUGCUCGGUGGUCGGGCUUUAUUCCUCGGGAAGGAAGAUAUUCAGCUUGGCGUAAAUGAAUCUGCUGAAGACACUUCAAAAGUGCUCUCUAGCAUGGUACAAGGUAUAUUCGCUCGAGUGGGGGAUCAUUCCGAAAUUGAGGCAAGCAAGGGUGAAAUGGCGAAGCAUUCUGCUGUUCCGGUCAUCAAUGCUCUAUCCUCGCUUUGGCAUCCAACCCAAAUUCUUGCCGAUCUUCUCACUUUGCACGAGCACGGGAGCCAUUUCAAACCUCGAGGUUCGGGGGGCUCCACCUAUAGCGGACUCUUCCCUCCUCUAAAGUCACUCACGAUCACUUGGCUCGGUGAUAGUUCCAAUGUACUACACGAUAUGCUUGUUACUUUCCCUCGUUUCGGACACAAGAUGCGAGUAGGCGUCCCUCCACAACAGGCCUAUCAGUGCCCUGCACCAGUUUGGAAUCGUGUCAAGGAGCUUGGAUGCGAUCAGGGAAUACACUGGUGUCACGAUCCACGGGAAGCAGUUAAUGGUGCGGAUGUUGUCAUUACAGAUACUUGGAUAUCCAUGGGCCAAGAAGCUGAGAAAGAACAGCGUCUGCGGGAUUUCCAAGGCUAUCAAGUCACUGAAGCUCUCUGUCGUGAAGGCGGGGCUAACCCCGACUGGAGGUUCCUUCAUUGCUUACCCCGAAAACAACAUGAAGUAGACGACGAGGUGUUUUAUGGGAACCGAUCCCUUGUUUUCCCCGAGGCAGAGAAUCGAAAAUGGACCAUUAUGGCACUUUUCGACGCCAUGUACGGUGCUUGGCAUAUACCGGAAUUGCCAGAGUAAGAUGCGCGUUGGACAGUGUACAUUUCAGAUGAGUCCUUGGAAGCUCAAACCCCCAAAAAUAGCGGCAGUCAUUGUUGCUGAGAUGAAAUUAACCUAGAAGAUAUUGAUGACUCUCAGCAGAAAAAAAUUCUACACG
Cantharellus anzutake is the source of this 1228-nucleotide messenger RNA. RefSeq names its product putative ornithine carbamoyltransferase precursor. Gene Ontology annotation, biological process: L-citrulline biosynthetic process. Gene Ontology annotation, cellular component: mitochondrion. Gene Ontology annotation, molecular function: ornithine carbamoyltransferase activity; amino acid binding. The record is from RefSeq and is a predicted model, not a curated record. Bases 37 to 1092 code for a protein of 351 amino acids. Lineage: Eukaryota; Fungi; Basidiomycota; Agaricomycetes; Cantharellales; Hydnaceae. The transcript is spliced from 5 exons.